Molecule: messenger RNA, 318 nt
Organism: Fibroporia radiculosa
Lineage: Eukaryota; Fungi; Basidiomycota; Agaricomycetes; Polyporales; Fibroporiaceae
Exons: 2
Coding region: 1-318 (105 amino acids)
Source: RefSeq, a predicted model, not a curated record
AUGGCCUCUGAAUCUGCACAAACUCUGAAUCCCUCCUCUGGAUUCAUUGCUGAAGAACUCCAUAUGCAGACAAUGAGUGCCAACUUUGAGACAAGUCUUGUUGGAGAUAUGGGUGGACCUCUUGCCUAUGGUUUACCUUUGCCAGCAGAUGACAAGUGCUGCGUGGAGGAGGAUGACUUGCCCAGGUCAACUCAUGGUAGUUCACCAGCUGAUGAGGACAUCGAGCUAGUCGAAAUUAGACAGGAAGGACUGGCAGAUGAAAUACCACACGAAGGCACUCAAGUCGACAAUGCAUCCCUCCUGAACGCUAUCGUCUAG